This is a messenger RNA of Mesorhabditis spiculigera, 476 nucleotides long. The record is from the annotation of a GenBank genome assembly. NCBI's taxonomy places the organism in Eukaryota, Metazoa, Nematoda, Chromadorea, Rhabditida, Rhabditidae.
AUGUCGAGAAGCCGCCCAGCCACAUCAACUUUACGGCUUACAUUCCGCAGAAUGAUUUGCUGGCGCACAAAUCCUGCAAACUCCUAAUCUCCAACGGCGGUAUGCUAUCAGUCAUGGAAGCGGUGGCCCAUGGCGUCCCGAUGGUCGGAAUCCCGCUCUAUGGCCAGAAUCGGCAUAACAUGGGGAAGGUUGCGCAAAGGGGCCUUGGCGUUGUCGUCGAAAAGCAGGACGUUACCGAGAGCACAAUGUAUGCGGCUAUCAAGAAUGUGCUUGACUAUCCUAGCUUCAAAAACAAGGCCAAGUGGGCGUCGAAGGAAUUCAAGCAAAGGAAAAAUACUCCGUUUGAAGAGGUACUCCACUGGAUCGAGUUCAUCGCCCAACAACAGGGAAAUCCUUUGAAAUCCCCAGCCGAUCAUCCGCUCAUCCAACUAGCCAAGCAUUUAUGUCUAGACCUCGAUGGUAUCUUCGACGAAUGC